Nelumbo nucifera (sacred lotus) is the source of this 7206-nucleotide messenger RNA. NCBI's taxonomy places the organism in Eukaryota, Viridiplantae, Streptophyta, Magnoliopsida, Proteales, Nelumbonaceae. The record is from RefSeq and is a predicted model, not a curated record.
UAAUGAGGGUCUUUUUCUGUGCCACAAGCAAAACCAAGAACUAAAAGAAAAAGGGGAGAAAUAAUAAAGCCCAGAAAGGUGAGAUUUUCUGAAUUUUGUUCGCGAUUAUUCGUUCAAUUUCCGUGAAUUCUGUUAGAAACCUUAUCUUCUAAAUUAAUUAAAUGGAAUAUCGAUAGAAAUUGCCGGAAAUUAUAGGUUCGUGUUGAUGCCUCUUUCUCCAUUUCUAUCUUUGUUUUGGUGUCUGUUUUCAACGGCUGAGAACAAGAACUCUGCAAUCGAAUAUGGAAAUCUUUGCUUGAUUUCGAUUUUGUUUCUGGGUUUUGGUCCGUGAAGACUUAGUUUUGGUGGGUCUUUGAUUCUGUUCUCGUGGUCUAAAUCGGCAGGCAGGUUGUUUUGACUGGAAGAUCUGGUUGCAGUUUUGGUGUGAAUUGAAGGUGCUUUUGAUCAGAAUUCGGAAUACCCAUAUAGGUCUUCGUUGGUUUCGUAAGGAAAAAGGUUGGUUUUUAGAUGUCUCGGGUGUUCGAAUCGAGUGCACUGGUUUCGAGACUGGUGAUUUCAUGAUAGGUUUACUGGAAGUGACGCAAGGGAGCAGUUUGAGUCGAUUGGAGAUGUGCCAUGGGUGUAUUCAAUAUUUCAAUGCAAGUUACUCAUUCCGCAGGGAGUGAUUGAUGAUAAAUGGAUUUUGAAUAUUUAGGAAGUCCGAGUUUUCUCUUCAGAGUUGUUUAUAAGGUGAAUUGGGUUGCAGUCUGUUGUGGGUUUCAUUUAUAUUUUUUCCUAGUUGGUUUCGGUUAUCAAGAGGAUUAUCAUAGGUUUAAUUUGGCACUUCUGUUGUGAUUUCGGUGAACAAAUUUGGAUCCAAGUGCCUCCUUGGUGGAAGUUUCAGUUUCUUGUACUUAAGUUAUGGUAUAUGGAAUUGGAUUCUCAUAUAAGAGCAGGAAUUACAUUUUUUUUGUUCCAGACUUCCAGUUACUCCUUUUCUGUGAGUUAAAACAUUCACAUAAGAAGUGAAUAUAGUGCCAGUAAUUGCUAUCCAGUACUUAGCAUAUGAACUAGGGCUUCUUAGGGUCUUGAUUGAAGCAACAAUUACUGCAGGUACUGAUGCUGACAAUAUUUGUUGCUUGAUGAAUGCUUUUAUAAGGAUCUGGAUUCUCUUUCUUAUAUUUGUAGGGUAUUGGCAUGAAUUAAUUGAUUUCUGCUCUUCCAAACUUGGUGAUUAAUGAUUAUUUUCUACAGUGGCCAAUGAGCAGAUCAUAAUGAGUGGAUCUGGGACGGUUCUUAGUCAAUGGACACCCCCGACAAGAGGUUCUCUGAGCUAGUUGAUAUUGUUAAAUCCUGGAUCCCUCGAAGGACUGAGCCACCGAAUGUGUCGAGGGACUUUUGGAUGCCCGAUCAAAGCUGUAGGGUAUGCUACGAGUGUGACUCCCAGUUUACAAUUUUUAACCGUAGGCACCAUUGCCGCCUCUGUGGACGAGUGUUCUGUGCAAAAUGCACUGCAAACUCGAUUCCUGCCCCGUCUGAUGAGCAGAAGACUGGCCGGGAAGAAUGGGAAAGGAUCCGUGUUUGUAACUAUUGCUUCAAGCAAUGGGAACAAGGUAUAGCAGUGGUUGAUAAUGGCAUUCGAGCAUCCAGUCCGGGUCUCAGUCCUUCACCCUCAGCAACAAGUUUGGCCAGCACCAAAUCUAGUGUCACUGGUAACAGCAGUAAUAGCACUGUUGGUUCUACAGCAUAUUCAACUGGGCCUUACCAACGGGUACAAUACAGUCCUAGUCUCAGUCCCCAUCAGUCUGCCAAAAUGGAACCUGGUACAGAUAAGGAAGACAUAACAACACCUGCGAGAAGCACAGAUCCUGUUGCAGACAUAGGGAUUCCAUCUCCCAAUCAAUAUGCUUUUUGCAUUAACAGGAGUGAUGAUGACGAUGAUGAAUACGGUGCUUAUCGAUCAGAUUCUGAAACAAGACAUUAUAAUCAGGGUGAUGACUUCUAUGGCCCUGCUGAAUUUGAUGAGAUAGACAAUGCCUAUGGGUCACAAAAAGUGCACCCAGAUGCUGAAAAUAUUGACACAACAGGGUUGAGCAAUUCUUUGUUACAUGAGAGUUUAGAUUCACAAGGCUUGGAAAGAGUCAAGAAGCAGGGGGAAGAAGUGGAAGGACAUGAUCAUGUUGACGACUGUGAAGCUGCUGCUUCUUUAUAUGAUAUGGAUGGUACAGAGGCUGAGCCUGUAGAUUUUGAGAAUAAUGGGCUUCUCUGGCUCCCUCCCGAACCUGAAGAUGAAGAGGAUGAUAGGGAAGCCAUUCUAUUUGACGAUGACGAUGAUGAUGACGCCACAGGAGAGUGGAGAUAUUUGCGCUCUUCAAGCAGCUUUGGGAGUGGGGAAUACCGUAGCAGGGAUCGAUCAAGCGAGGAGCAUAGGAAGGCUAUGAAAAAUGUGGUAGAUGGGCAUUUUAGAGCUUUGGUAGCUCAACUAUUGCUGGUUGAGAACUUACCUGUGGGUGAGGAAGAUGACAAGGAAAGCUGGCUAGAGAUAAUUACGUUUUUGUCAUGGGAGGCUGCAACACUCCUUAAGCCAGAUACAAGCAAGGGUGGAGGCAUGGAUCCUGGUGGGUAUGUGAAGGUCAAAUGCAUAGCUUGUGGUCGCCGCAGUGAGAGUGUGGUGGUCAAAGGAGUUGUUUGUAAGAAAAAUGUGGCCCAUCGGCGAAUGACAUCAAAGAUAGAGAAACCCCGGUUCCUUAUCCUUGGAGGAGCACUUGAGUAUCAGCGGGUUUCUAACCUCCUGUCAAGUUUUGAUACUUUGUUGCAGCAGGAAAUGGACCAUUUGAAGAUGGCGGUUGCAAAGAUUGCUGCUCACCACCCCAAUGUCCUUUUGGUUGAGAAGGCAGUUUCCCGUUUUGCCCAAGAUUACCUCCUUGCAAAAGACAUAUCCCUUGUUCUCAAUAUUAAGAGGCCCCUCUUAGAACGCAUGGCUCGCUGCACAGGUGCACAGAUUGUACCUUCAAUCGAUCAUUUAUCAUCACCAAAGUUGGGGCACUGUGAAACAUUCCACGUGGAGAAGUUUCUUGAAGAACAUGGUAGUGCUGGGCAGGGUGGGAAGAAAUUGAUGAAGACAUUGAUGUUCUUUGAAGGCUGCCCAAAGCCAUUGGGUUGUACUAUUUUGCUCAAGGGUGCAAAUGGUGAUGAGUUGAAAAAGGUGAAGCAUGUGGUUCAAUAUGGAGUUUUUGCAGCAUAUCAUCUGGCUUUAGAGACAUCAUUCCUUGCUGAUGAAGGUGCCUCUCUGCCAGAACUCCCAUUGAAGUCCCCGAUAACUGUUGCACUUCCAGACAAACCAUCCAGUAUUGACAGGUCUAUUUCCAUGGUACCUGGUUUCAAUGUUCCUGCUACUGGCAAGUCUCAGGGAUCUAAAUCCAGUAUUGAACCACAAAGAUCUGGCACAGUCCUGAGGUCAAAUACGACCUCAUCAAUACACAGUGCCUCCAUUAGCAAAAUGGAGAUGGCCUUGUCACUUGGUUCACCUAAGGAUCUUAAUUCUCUGUAUGAGGGUCAAACUUCAAGAUUUGACUCUUCAGCUCAUUUCCAUUCCUUAACUCCUUCAAUUCAGUUUGGGUCUGAUACCUACCAUAAUGAGAUCUUUCCAAAUCAUUCUGUAGAAGAGAACAAUAAAGUGGGUUUUAGAGAKUCUCUUGAGUCCAAGCAUUCUGCAACUGAUAGUUGUGAAGAUGGCAUGGUUGGCCAUCUGGUUGGUAAUGGUUUUGGGGUUCUAGAGCCCUCAGGGGAUGAAAGGGCUGUAAUUAAUGAUUCUCAAGUUGAUUGUGAUGCAAUUGCCACAAAUGAACCUGGUGCUUCAGAAUUGACAUCCUUGCAGCAUCAUAGAAAUAACUAUUGUGAGGAGCAGGGGUCUUCUAAGGAAGAAUUUCCUCCAUCCCCUUCUGACCAUCAGAGCAUUUUGGUUUCCUUAUCAACCCGGUGUGUGUGGAAGGGGACUGUCUGUGAACGAGCACAUCUCUUCCGGAUUAAAUACUAUGGUAGCUUUGACAAGCCUUUGGGGCGUUUUUUACGUGAUCAUUUAUUUGACCAGAGUUACCGGUGCCGUUCAUGUGAGAUGCCAUCAGAAGCACAUGUUCAUUGUUAUACACAUCGACAGGGCAGCCUCACAAUUUCUGUUAAGAAGCUUCCAGAUUUCCUCUUGCCAGGUGAGCGAGAGGGCAAAAUUUGGAUGUGGCAUAGAUGCCUGAAAUGUCCUCGAACCAAUGGGUUUCCUCCAGCAACUCGGAGAGUGGUGAUGUCUGAUGCUGCGUGGGGCUUAUCUUUUGGGAAGUUUUUAGAACUCAGCUUUUCAAACCACGCUGCUGCUAGCAGAGUAGCUAGCUGUGGUCAUUCCUUACACAGAGACUGUCUCCGGUUCUAUGGGUUUGGGAGGAUGGUUGCAUGCUUUAGAUAUGCUUCAAUCGACGUUCAUUCUGUUUACCUUCCACCUCCAAAGCUUGAUUUUAACUAUGAAAACCAGGAGUGGAUACAGAAAGAAGCAAAUGAGGUGGUUGACAGGGCAGAACUUUUUUUCACUGAAGUAUUCAACAGUCUCCAUCAGAUUGCAGAAAAGAGAUUAGGUGCAGGAUCACUUAACAGCAGCAUGAAAGCACCAGAAUUAAAAAGACGAAUUGCAGAACUAGAAGGGAUGCUGCAGAAGGAGAAGGCAGAGUUUGAGGAAUCUUUGCAGAAAAUACUAAAUAGUGAGGGAAAAAAGGGCCAACCCAUAAUUGAUAUUCUUGAAAUUAAUCGAUUGCGAAGGCAGUUACUUUUCCAGUCUUAUGUGUGGGACCACCGCCUGAUAUACGCAGCCAGUGCUGACAGCCCUCAGGAAGGACCAUGUGGAUCAGUAGCAAAGCAGAAGGAGAAAACACUCGGUUCUAGUGAGAAGAUUGUUGAGAUGAACUGUCCUUCCAAGCCGGGUAAAGCUACUACUAGUCAUGACUCCUUUGUUUUGGAUGCAAAGUCCGAUGAGGAUCCUGUUCAGAAAGGAGCAUUUGGUGAGCAUCCCAACCAGCCUGACUCAGUUAAUCAAGGAAGAGAUACAAAGCAGGAUUCUGAUUAUGGAAAAGAGGGCACGGAUGAUCUUUCUACCAUCAUAAAUCAUUGUGACCAAUCUGACCCCUUGAAGACUGGGGCAACUGUUCGUAGAGUGCUCUCAGAAGGCCAAUUCCCAAUUAUAGCAAAUUUGUCAGACACCCUUGAUGCAGCGUGGACAGGCGAAAAUCACCCAGGAAGCACAACACCUAGUGAGAAUGGUUAUGCAUUUUCUGAUGCAGCUCUGAUGGAUUCAUCAAUCAUAGAAGCUGUAUCAGCAAAACCAGUUUUGGAAGAUCAUAGUGGCCAAAGUGGAGCUGAGGUGGUUCAAUCUCUUGCGCCUGCAUUAGUGAGCAAGGGGGCUGACAACAUGGAAGACUCUAUAAGCUGGGUGGGAAUGCCUUUCCUAAACUUCUAUAGGUCAUUCAACAAAAGUUCCUCAGGAAGUUCUCCAAAGUUUGAUAUGGUUAGUGAGUAUAAUCCUAUCUAUGUCACAUCAUUUCGGGAGUUGGAGCGUCAAGGUGGGGCUAGAUUGCUUUUGCCUGUAGGUGUCAAUGACACUGUUGUGCCAGUUUAUGAUGAUGAACCUACGAGUAUUAUUGCAUAUGCAUUGGUUUCUCCUGAUUAUCAUGCCCAGGUAUCUGAUGAACGGGAAAGACCAAAAGAUGGGAUAGAACCUUCGGUUUCAUUACCAUCUAUUGAUUCUGUGAAUCUUCACUUGCUUCAUUCUUUUGAUGAGACAGUCUCUGAAUCAUUUAGAAAUCUUGGGUCCACAGAUGACAGCAUCUUAUCCACAUCUGUGUCUAGGAGCUCCCUGGUGUUGGAUCCUCUGUUGUAUACAAAGGCAUUGCAUGUUAGAGUUUCUUUCUCAGAUGAUGGCCCACUUGGAAAGGCAAAGUAUACUGUCACUUGUUAUUAUGCAAAGCGGUUUGAGGCCUUGAGAAGGACAUGUUGUCCAUCUGAGCUAGAUUUCAUAAGGUCUCUUAGUCGCUGCAAGAAGUGGGGAGCACAAGGUGGCAAGAGCAAUGUCUUUUUUGCAAAAACCUUAGAUGAUCGGUUUAUCAUCAAACAAGUUACAAAGACAGAGCUGGAAUCUUUCAUCAAGUUUGCUCCAGAGUAUUUCAAGUAUCUAUCUGAAUCAAUUGCCUCUGGCAGCCCGACAUGUCUAGCAAAGAUCUUGGGGAUUUAUCAGGUUACGUCGAAGCACCUUAAAGGAGGGAAGGAAUCAAAGAUGGAUGUUCUAGUUAUGGAGAAUCUUCUUUUUGGACGGAAUGUUACAAGACUUUAUGACCUUAAGGGAUCUUCGCGGUCACGGUAUAAUCCAGAUUCAAGUGGAACUAAUAAAGUUCUGUUGGAUCAGAAUCUGAUCGAAGCGAUGCCAACUUCUCCUAUUUUUGUGGGAAACAAGGCGAAGCGGUUGCUGGAGAGAGCUGUUUGGAAUGAUACUUCUUUUCUCGCGUCCAUUGAUGUAAUGGAUUACUCUUUAUUGGUUGGGGUGGACGAAGAGAAGCACGAGCUGGUUCUUGGGAUAAUUGAUUUCAUGAGGCAGUACACAUGGGACAAGCACCUUGAGACGUGGGUGAAGGCUUCAGGCAUCCUUGGUGGGCCAAAGAAUUCAUCUCCUACUGUAAUCUCGCCUAAACAAUACAAGAAACGGUUCAGGAAAGCUAUGUCUGCAUAUUUUCUUAUGGUACCAGAUCAGUGGUCCCCUCCAACCAUCAUCCCCAGCAGGUCUCAAUCGGAUCUCUGUGAAGAGAACACACAAGGUGGGACCUCCUUUGAGUGAUAGUACAAAACAAGUUUACCUGUAUAUGUCUGGAUGUAAGUUGGAAAUCAAUGAUCUCUCUUUUUGUUUUGUUUAUUUUUUCUGUUUUUCUUUCCCCCCUUUUCUUUUCUUUUCUACUUGCCUUUUUUUUUUCAUGUUUUUCCAUUGUAAAUUUUUUGGAUGGCAGCCUCAUUGCUAUUCUUAGAAAAUGUAUAAAAAAAUUUGAUAGAAAGAGCAGAACAAGGUUGGCUGGCUAAUGCCAAGAAAUUCUCGACGAGGUAUAAAUAUUAGAUGACCUCUCGGUGAGUUAGGUGUACAAGAACAUCUUUGUUCAUAUUCUUAUUUUACUUAUAAUAUAUAUCACGUUAUACCGUCAGAUUUCUGUG